CUGUUUCGUCUGAAUCGAAGCUGCACACAUUUUCCUCUGAUCUCACGGAGACGGCGACGGAAGAAUGCAGUUCUUCGGUGGAUCGGAGAUAAAUCCGUCGCCACAGGUUCCGACGGCGAGUGGAAACAACGCGCACAUGAUGUACGUUUUCAACCGUAACGGCGUCUGUCUCCUCUACAAAGAAUGGAACAGGCCUCUUCACACGCUCAACCCUCAGCAAGACCACAAGCUCAUGUUCGGUCUUCUCUUCUCCCUCAAAUCUCUCACCGCCAAGAUGGAUCCCGUCAAUGCGGAUAAGGGGAAUCUAGGUGUUCCACAGUUGCCAGGACAAGGGUGCUCUUUCCAUAGUUUUCGAACUAAUACUUACAAGCUUAGCUUCAUGGAGACUCCCUCUGGUAUUAAGAUUAUCUUGGUAACUCAUCCAAAGACUGGAGAUUUACGUGAGUCCCUAAAGUACAUCUACGGUUUAUACGUUGAAUACGUGGUGAAAAAUCCUAUCUACAACCCAGGAUCUCCAAUCAAGUCAGAGUUGUUCAACACUGCACUUGACCAAUAUGUGAGGAGUAUCUCAUAGUGUUGUGCAUUACAAGAUUUGGCAAUUGGAACUUCUCUGACUGCUUCACAUAACUUUUGUCUUGAACAAAGUCUACGGAGAAGAGAGACUUUUUCUCUGUUUUUCUCUGCGAAUGUAUGUUUUGCUUACCCUUUUUAACAUAGUGUGAUGAGAAGUUAAUGUUUCAUUGGAUUGUUAUCAAGAUGAUUUAUUCGAUCUCAUGCACUUUGGGGACUGUGAUGUGAUUUUCUACUCAUUAAACACUUUUUUAUCUUUCUUUUU
This is a messenger RNA of Brassica rapa (field mustard), 835 nucleotides long. Its product is annotated as trafficking protein particle complex subunit 1. The record is from RefSeq and is a predicted model, not a curated record. NCBI's taxonomy places the organism in Eukaryota, Viridiplantae, Streptophyta, Magnoliopsida, Brassicales, Brassicaceae. Gene Ontology annotation, biological process: endoplasmic reticulum to Golgi vesicle-mediated transport. Gene Ontology annotation, cellular component: TRAPP complex.